AUGUCUGAUAUUGAAUCUUCCAGCUCUCAAGUUCCCGAUGGCUUCAUCUGUCCUAUCAGUUUGGAAUUGAUGAGAGACCCCGUCAUGAAUCGCAGAAGCCUAUCCUACGAACGCAAAUCAAUUUUGAAUUGGUUGCACAGGGGAAAUGCUCACUGCCCUUUGACUAGAGAGCCACUCAGACCAAGUCAACUAGUUCCCAACAAUGCUCUCAAGGUCCGAAUUCGUCGGUGGAGCAUGGAAAACGGCGUCAGCCAUGAAGAACAUUACAACAACAAUGAUGAUAUUCUCAGCGACAGGAGUGAAUCCUCUGAGGAAGAGGGAUCCGAAAAGUAUUCACACAUUGAAGAAAUGGGUGUGAUGGGAUUCAUGAGCAACAAUAACAACUACGAGAUCCCCACAAGCAGUCGAAAUGCCUUGGCAGACCUGACUGAUCUGUUUGACCAAGUGCUGGAAAUCACAAGUACUGAUUAA
Cylindrotheca closterium is the source of this 471-nucleotide messenger RNA. NCBI's taxonomy places the organism in Eukaryota, Bacillariophyta, Bacillariophyceae, Bacillariales, Bacillariaceae. The record is from the annotation of a GenBank genome assembly.